Molecule: messenger RNA, 1684 nt
Organism: Menidia menidia (Atlantic silverside)
Lineage: Eukaryota; Metazoa; Chordata; Actinopteri; Atheriniformes; Atherinopsidae
Source: the annotation of a GenBank genome assembly
GAAGACUUUCAGGUGAGAGGUGAAAAGCCUUCAGGUUCCAAGAUAGGAAGUCCUGUUGCUUUAUAUGUACGCAUUUCUGGAUUGCGGACUCAUAAGACGGCCAACAAUCAUGAUGAAAAACUGGAUCCCUUUUUAUGCUCUCCUGCUGCUCAUUUCAGUCCAUGCAGAUGUUGUGGAGCGUUUUGAGGACGUGCCAGAAUGCAUGGAAUACUUUUAUAAAGAGAAGGUUCCAGUAUGGGGGGCUUCUAGACCUGGUGCAGCUCAUCUCUGCCAGCGCUUUGCCAACAGGUACCACUUUGCCACGCUAUAUGACACCAACAAUCGCAUUGCUGUCUACUCUGCUUAUGUAUUCGAGCCCAGUAAUGGUGGCGGCAGGGAGAAAAGGUGGUUUGUAGAGCCUCAGCUUGUGAAUAUGUCCUGGGAUGCUGAAAUGAAGGAUGGCUACUGGCUGGGGAGGGACAAUCCUGGGAUUUAUCUGGGAGAGAAGCAAGCCCUAAAUGAGGACUACACACACUCUGGCUUUGACCGUGGCCACCUCAACCCCAAUGGACACCAUCCAGUUCCCAGCCGCAACGCCACUUUCACCUUAACAAAUGUGAUUCCUCAAAACCCCAAACUGAAUCAAAAUGCCUGGAGAAUCCAUGAGAGCCAACUCACAGAACUCUUCCAAGCUACAUGUUCAAAGGCCUAUGUGCUGGUCGGAGCCAUUCCCUCUGUAAACAACUGGAUUAUCAAAAACAACGUGAAGCGUGUCAACAUCCCAGAGCACAUAUGGAAUGCCUUUUGCUGCGUGGACAACAACGGUCGGCCCAUUCAGAGCGGUGCAGGGGCAGCAAGGAACACUGAAGAAAACUGGGUCGAAAAGCUCUCUCUGACUGAACUGGGAAACUUCCUGCAACAGUUCUCUAAUGAACCAGUAGGGGAGUUGUUUUACAACAACUGCAAGGCCUAAAAGUUAGGCAAAAAAUCAUUUAAAAAAAAAAAAAGGUUUGGCCCUCAUCUUUAUUUUUACUGCUAUAGUAGAUUUGAAAAACCCAAAUUCUUUUUUUCAAUUGUUGACUUAGUAUUGGUAGUAAGAAAGAAAUCCCUUUUUUUGUCAAAAAUAAAACAUAUAAUCUUUUUCACAGUCAAAUAAAUUCACACAAUGAUGUUGCACAGAAUGAAUGCACAGAAUUACUGUUUCUUUUGCAGUUCCCUGCAAUACAGACUAGAAAUAAAUGAAGUUGCUAAAUGGCUCAAAUCUUUUAGUAUCCAAAUGAGAAGACAGUUCUUUAGAGUCAACAUAAAAAUAGUAAAUCAUGAGCAUUUACAGUGAUUCCAAAAAAAGGUGAUUGAUUUCUUGCUGCAUAGAUAUGCUUAUGGGAGUAGUUACAGAUGUAACUUUAGCUUGAGGAGUAUUUAAAAUAAUAUUGUCCUGUCAUAAGUAUCAUGCAACGUUCUAUAUGUAAAUAAAAAGUAACAUUUUAAUACAUAUUUCGAAAAUGUCAUAGCUUCAGUGCUGUCCUGGAAAUACAAUCUUGGAGAACUUCAACAAAAUUUGGUGAUUCCGCCAAAUCACAUCUGGAAAAAAACAAACAUUGCAGCUUUUGCAGUAUAAUUUACUCAAAUUUAAUAACCAAAAACUGACUUGAUCAUAUUUCAAAAGGUUUUCACUUUUAUCUAUCAAGGCACAAUAAACCAUUUU